This is a messenger RNA of Protopolystoma xenopodis, 321 nucleotides long. NCBI's taxonomy places the organism in Eukaryota, Metazoa, Platyhelminthes, Monogenea, Polystomatidea, Polystomatidae. The record is from the annotation of a GenBank genome assembly.
AUGCCGAAACAGUUGUCCUGUCCUGGCAUGGACCACCUACCUACACCCUACCAUCUUUUCACACUCUCGCCCUUUAACAACUUGCCAGUUUAUCGUGGCGCCAUCACACCUGCUGUUUGUCUUGCCUCCCCUUCAUCUCGAUUUGCUUAUCCGACUCGGACCUCCUAUCUGGAUCUCCCUCAUGGGUCCGUAGAUCGAUUUCUUAUCUUUCUGGUUGACCGAUUUCACUGGGUUCCGGUCACAGUGUACGUUUUACUCCAACCUCUAUUUUUUAAGCCAUCAGCACCACUUACAAAGUGGCCUCGCCUGCAGAACGAAUAG